AUGACUGCUGCCAUCGACAAGGCGACAAUAAGCACCGCCUACGAGGAAGUUCGUAAUGACAACGAGGAGACAACAUGGAUGUGUGUCGGUGAUCAAGGCGGAACACUGACAGUACUAGAGAAGGGAACAACUUUCAAUGAGAUCUACGCGCUUCUGGACUCAGCAGCCCGAUUGUUCUUCUUCGUAAGACUAACAGUAGGAGACGAGAUGAGCAAACGUGCCAAAUUUGGUCUCAUUACGUGGAUCGGCAACGACUGUAGGCCUAUCCAAAAAGGUCGCGUAGCCUCAGAAAAGUCCAGAAUCAAGGAGUGCAUUCAGAACUUUGCGGUGGAUCUCACCUACAGUGAGGCGGCUGAUCUUACUCAGGAGGCUGUGGAGGAGGCAAUGAGGAGAGCAGGCGGUGCAAAUUAUGGUCGCGGUUAA
Hydatigera taeniaeformis is the source of this 423-nucleotide messenger RNA. NCBI's taxonomy places the organism in Eukaryota, Metazoa, Platyhelminthes, Cestoda, Cyclophyllidea, Taeniidae. The record is from the annotation of a GenBank genome assembly.